AUGGCUCUUACUGGGGCUUGUUACGAUCAGUUGUACUGUAGCAGUGUUCUGCUAGCAUGGGGUGUUCUUUCACCCGUUAGCAAAGUACCCCGGACCGCGGUUGGCAAAGAUCACCAACUUGCAUACGGCCAGUUCUCGCUCGAAGGAGCCAUUGAAAUGGCCUGGCUCAUGGGUUAUAUCCGCCACUUUGGCGGAACAAUAGACGGGACUCCAUACUCGGGGUGGGUGGACUCGAAGACCAAGAAGCCAGUGGCUGAUGUGGAUAUCAAAACAGUAUAUGAAAAGAGGAUUUUGACCCAUAGUGGUAUCCAGCUGGUCCAGCCGGAUCAAUUCGAAGAUCCAAGGUUUCUGUACGAGAUUAUACUGCAGGAAGACUUGAAACCGCUGCAUGUCCGGCUUCUCAAGGGCGCAAGACUUUACAUACCUCGCGCCAUGAACAGCAACCGCACGGUGGCAGGUCUCAUUCCAUCAGGCUGGGACCCGCGAACAUACGGCGAUCCCGAGGACGUCGUGACGCAGGUUGAUCCCGUAACUCUAUACACGCUCGUCAGUACGGUCGAGGCACUUCUCUCGUCCGGCAUCACAGAUCCAUAUGAGCUCUAUCAAUAUAUCCACGUCUCAGAGGACGUCCUCCAAGAGACAUUCAUCAACACAACUGGUGCCUGGGUCAACAUGCUUCUCCUCUCAGCAGCCGGGCCCCUCCGCACUCCGGUGGGUGCAUGCGCAACAGCAAUCGAGUCCUUGGAACUAGGCUACGAGACUAAUGCAACCGGCAAAGCCCAGUUCUGCCUUGUCGGCAGCUGCGACGUUCUUAUCCCCGAGACCUCGCGCGAGUUCGCGAAUAUGAAGGCGACUGUCAACACCGAGGAGGAACUGGCCAGGGGCCGACCCCCCACGAGAUGUCUCGUCCGACAACCAGCACCCAUGGGGUUGCCUAUCCGUGGCAUUGUGGCAUUUGUCAAUACCUCCAGCGAUAAAGCCGGCCGCUCAGUUCCGGCACCUGCUAGAGAGAUGGCAUUGCAAAACCUCGACGUUGAGGUUUCAGCAGUGGCCGCCCAGGAUCCAACAGUCAAUGUCGACGCCUACGUCCACGAACGCCGUCAGCAACUCCUCACUGACUUCACCCGUGAAGAAAGCGAAGCCCGCUUCAAAAUAGGCGACAAUUUCUGGUGUAAUGACCCCCAUAUUGCUCCCCUAUCUGGCGCCCUGGCGACCUGGGGCCUAACAAUAAACGACCUGACGGCAGCCUCAUUCCACGACACAUCAACAGUACUAAACGACAAGAAUGAGUCUAGCGUCAUCCAAACGCAACUCCGCUCCCUCGGCCAUUCCAAGGGCGCGGCGGGGGCGUGGAUGCUCAACGGCGCGCUGCAGAUGCUUGAAUCUGGCCUGGUCCAAGGGAACAGAAAUGCCGACAAUAUUGCGUAUAUCCAACGACCUAUUCGCGUUGGCGAUUUGCAGGCCGUUUGUUUGACUUCGUUCGGGUUUGGGAAGAAGGGGCGCAGGCUAUCGUGGUUCACCCGCGGUAUCUGUUCGCUACUUUGGCUGAAGAAGACUUCCAGGCUUACACGGAUCGGUGUUAUGUCCGUCAGAAGAAGCCGAUAUGUAUUCCUAUGA
Messenger RNA from Aspergillus nidulans FGSC A4, 1617 nucleotides. RefSeq names its product beta-ketoacyl synthase. The coding region runs from base 1 to 1617 and encodes 538 amino acids. Gene Ontology annotation, biological process: fatty acid biosynthetic process. The transcript has 8 exons. The record is from RefSeq and is a predicted model, not a curated record. Gene Ontology annotation, molecular function: acyltransferase activity; 3-oxoacyl-[acyl-carrier-protein] synthase activity. Lineage: Eukaryota; Fungi; Ascomycota; Eurotiomycetes; Eurotiales; Aspergillaceae.